Aspergillus pseudoviridinutans is the source of this 996-nucleotide messenger RNA. RefSeq lists its product as uncharacterized. Bases 1 to 996 code for a protein of 331 amino acids. NCBI's taxonomy places the organism in Eukaryota, Fungi, Ascomycota, Eurotiomycetes, Eurotiales, Aspergillaceae. The transcript has a single exon. The record is from RefSeq and is a predicted model, not a curated record.
AUGUAUUCCCAUCCAAAUAUCCUUUGGCUCUAUGCCCUAAUUACCACGUUGAUCAGUCCAGCACUGGCAUUGCCUACGCUUCCAACGACCAACACUUCGUCAACAUCGACAGUCUUCCAGUUCACUCGCAACGGCACAUGGCUCGAAAACCUUGCAGUCCGCCCUAACGGGAACAUCCUCGCCACGCGCCUCGACGUACCCGAACUAUGGCUGAUCAACCCAUCCAACACCAACACCGCGGAAGCUGGUUCCUUGUUCUACACAUUUCCCAAUGCCACCAGUCUGCUAGGCAUCACCGAAAUUGAUCGAGACGUCUACGCAGUAGUCGCAGGCAAUUUCUCCAUCUCCACCGUCACAAGCACACCCGGUUCAUUCGUGAUCUGGAGAAUUGAUGCCUCGGGUACCGCACCUUCAGCGAGUAUUCUGGCCCGAAUCCCCGACGCCGAGACGCUGAAUGGCAUUACGCGGUUCGGGCAGAACCUGCUUCUCAUCACAGACUCCGGCAAAGGUGUCAUCUGGCGUCUGGAUAUGAGCACGGGCCUAUACUCGCAGGCACUGUCUGAUCCCACGAUGCUUCCUGCUGCGGGCCAGCCAUAUGCUGUCGGUGUGAAUGGUGUUGCUGUGCGCGGGAAGUAUGUCUAUUACACGAGUACCACGCAGAUGUUGUUCUGUAGGGUUCCGGUGGAUAGCGUGGCCGCCGCCACGGGCCCGGUUGAGAUCGUUACUAGUGGGAUUACUCCAGAUGAUUUCACGCUUGAGAGAGAUGGAACGGCGUACAUCACGACGAACCCGGAUAAUGGACUGGUGAAGGUUGAUCCGAAGGGGAGAGUCAGGUUGGUGGCUGGGAAUCAGUUUACGAUUGCUGUUGGUGGAUCGACUGCGGUUGCUGGCAGUAAAGAUGGUUCGGUGUUGUAUGUCUCAACCAGUGGGGGACAGUUUUCACCCAUCCUGGGUAAGCUCAUCGAGCCUGCCAAGGUUGUGGCCGUUCAUCUAUAG